This is a messenger RNA of Liolophura sinensis, 984 nucleotides long. RefSeq names its product aquaporin-like. Lineage: Eukaryota; Metazoa; Mollusca; Polyplacophora; Chitonida; Chitonidae. Gene Ontology annotation, molecular function: water channel activity. Gene Ontology annotation, biological process: water transport; transmembrane transport. The coding region runs from base 1 to 984 and encodes 327 amino acids. Gene Ontology annotation, cellular component: plasma membrane. The transcript has 6 exons. The record is from RefSeq and is a predicted model, not a curated record.
AUGGAGGCCUACUUCUCUCACAUCGCUCGGAAGAUCGACAAACUAAGAUUUUCUGAGCAAAUCCCGAAAUCAGUUGUAUUUGAAUUCUGCUCUGUCGGACUAUGGCGGGCUUGCUUGGCAGAGUUUAUCGGCACUAUGCUGUACGUGUUUCUAGGCUGUUCGUCAACAUUGUUGUGGGACGAUAGCCGCAUUCCUCAUGAAAUGCUGACUCCGUUCGUGUUCGGAUUAACGGAAGCCGGGAUGAUCGAAUACCUGUUCCACGUUUCCGGUGCUCACAUCAAUCCCGCAGUAUCGUUCGGAUUCCUCGUCUCAAUGGCUAUAACACCGCUGAGGACGCUGAUGUACAUCAUCUCUCAGUGCCUGGGAGCCACGGCCGCAGGUGCCAUACUUUAUGGAGGUCAUCUGGGUGCCCACUUGGUCAAUCCAAACCUCCACACCGUACAGGCAUUGGUCAUCGAGCUCAUCCUCACCUUUAUUCUCAUGUCUGUGAUCCUCGGAGCAGAGGAUUUCAACAAAGUCUCCUUCAGCACCUUCUCCCUUGUGAUCGGACUCACCGUGACGGCGUGUCUGCUCACUGCGAAGAAUUCCUCUGGCGGAGGGAUGAAUCCCGCACGUGCUCUGGGUCCCGCCAUUUUCUCGGGACACUGGGACCGACACUGGAUAUUCUGGGCAGGUCCUUUCACCGGUGCGGCGUUGGCGGUGGUUGUGUACAAAUAUAUGUUGGAUCCAUAUAGACACGCUAAGACCAUAGACCAGGUGGAGCAGGACAUUGUGGCACAACGCCCCCAGCUGGCUAUUCCACCAGACUUUGACGUGAUUGUCUCCCCUGCUCUCGCGAUAAGUCUCGAGGAGCGGGUGCGCAGUCGGCGCUGUUCAACCCACAACGGAAGGACAACGCCGCGGGUGUUACUGUCGUCCAGUGUCGGACGUCGGAAUAAUUUUGACUUCAGUCACGUGACUGACGCCUUACAGUCGUCUGUCUGA